Molecule: messenger RNA, 1260 nt
Organism: Humulus lupulus (European hop)
Lineage: Eukaryota; Viridiplantae; Streptophyta; Magnoliopsida; Rosales; Cannabaceae
Exons: 3
Coding region: 1-1260 (419 amino acids)
Molecular function (GO): nucleic acid binding
Source: RefSeq, a predicted model, not a curated record
AUGUCUAGGAAGUGGUUUAGAGCCUUGCCUUUGAGGGUAGAUGGUAGACAGCUAUUUGUAGACUUGAUUGAGCUAGAUAUGUUUGACUUUGACAUAAUCCUUGGAAUGGAUUGGCUGGCAAAGUACAAUGCUAUCAUCGAUUGCAAGAAGAACAUGGUGGUGUUUAAGAUUGAUGGAGAUGAGCCUUUUGCAUUCGUGGGGACAGUGACAGGACUACGAAUUCCAAUCAUUUCAGCAUUAGAAGCUGGGAAGAUGUUACAGCAUGGAUGCAUGGGAUUCUUGGCUAGUGGGGUUAAUAAAGCAGAAACGGGGACGCAGAGACCGGAAGACACAAGGAUAGUAUGUGAUUACUUGGAUGUGUUUUUGGAAGACUUACCAGGAUUGCCACCACAACGAGAAAUUGAGUUCACGAUCGAGCUAGCACUAGAAACAACGCCAAUCUCGAAAGCACCAUAUAGAAUGGCGCCCGCUGAAUUGAAGGAGUUAAUGGUUCAGCUGCAAGAACUACUUGACCUAGGUUUUGUUAGGCCAAGUUACUCACCAUGGGGAGCACUGAUGUUAUUCGUAAAGAAGAAGGAUGGAUCAAUGCAGAUGUGCAUAGAUUAUAGGGAACUUAACAAGGAGUUAAACAUGAGGCAACGACGGUGGUUAGAAUUAGUCAAGGACUAUGACUGUGACAUAUUGUAUCAUCCGGGGAAGGUGAAUGUGGUAGCCGACGCCUUAAGUCGUAAAAGCCAAGGGCAAUUUGUAUCAUCUGCAAAGUUGAUGGAAGAAGUAGAACAGGCAGGUAUAGAGUUGAUUGUAGGGGGGUUAGCAAACUUGACUCUACAUUCAACUUUGUUAGACAAAAUUAUAGAAGGACAGGAUAAGGAUUCGCAAAUACAAAAGUAUAAACAAGGAAUCCAAGAUGGAUGUAGCAAAGAUUUUAUUCGUAGUAACUGUGGAAUAGUGAGAUAUAAGGAACGGAUAUGUGUGCCAGCUGACUUAGAAAUUAAGAAAGAGAUUCUUGAUGAGUGGGAAGAGAUUGCUAUGGACUUUGUGGUGGGGUUACCUAAGACCACAAACCAACAUGAUUCAGUCUGGGUGAUCGUUGAUAGAUUCACAAAAUCGGCACACUUUAUACUUGUCAGAACAAUAUUCACAGCAGAACAGUAUGUAGAGAUUUAUGUGCAAGAAAUUGUGAGACUUCAUGGAGUAACAAAGUCAGUCGUUUCGGAUAGAGACCUGAAAUUCACUUGUAAAUUAUGGGAAGGAUUAUAG